Messenger RNA from Thamnophis elegans (Western terrestrial garter snake), 1417 nucleotides. RefSeq names its product zinc finger protein 3-like. Lineage: Eukaryota; Metazoa; Chordata; Lepidosauria; Squamata; Natricidae. The record is from RefSeq and is a predicted model, not a curated record. The coding region runs from base 403 to 1308 and encodes 301 amino acids. The transcript is spliced from 2 exons. Gene Ontology annotation, biological process: regulation of immune system process; negative regulation of transcription by RNA polymerase II; regulation of cytokine production.
AUGAAUACACACGCUUCCACUUCUUGCUCGUCCUUUCUGGCUCCUCAUCCGGACCCUUGCCAAGCUCUUUCUGUGCCGAGCUACCACGAGAGGGUUUCCGAUCUGCGGGAUCUCAGCUUCUGCGGGACUUUCGACCGUCUCUCUGCCUUUAACGUGGCAAAGAAGGUUGUUGAUGCUUGUUUACCUCGCCGACAGAAUCUUGCUCUCCCCAUGGCCAAAGAGAACCGAAAUAAAUAAAAUAUUCCGAUGUUGAAAAUUGUGUUGGCCGCCAGGGGCCUCUCGAUUUCAGCUAGGCAAGCCAAGAGGAAGUCGCUCCCUCUUCCCCUCUGCUGAGGAAUAUCCUGACUCGGUCAAGAGAGCGAGCCGCCGCGACAGCGUCGCCUUGGAGCUACUGGACAGAAAAUGGGAAACACUUCCAAGGAAAAAAACCCAGGACAAAUACAACUAUACAGAAAAGUGGAAGGAAUACCCCAAAAGUAUAAUUCCCAGGAAGAAGAAGCUUCUAAAAAUCAGAAGAGAACAGGGAAACAAAAUGCCAAAAACUCUGGAUCCAGAAGAAUAAAGUCGAUCAUGUUACAAGGAAACUCCAAGGAACAGUCAAUUCAGCAAAGAAAGCGAGUGUCCAAGAAACCACAUCGGUGUCUUGAUUGUGGGAAAAUCUUCAACAGAACCUCUGCUCUCAGUGCCCAUCAGAGAGUCCACACAGGCGAAAAGCCUUACAAGUGCACUGAAUGCGAGAAGAACUUCAGCAAGAGUUCACACCUCAUUGCUCACCAGAGAAUCCACACAGGAGAAAGACCCUACACUUGUUUGACCUGUGGGAAAAGUUUCAAUCACUCUUCCCAUGUGAUUAUCCACCAGAGAACUCAUACAGGGGAGAAACUUUACAAGUGUUUAGAAUGUGGGAAAAACUUCCGAUACAGUUCUGAUCUCAUCAGGCACCAGAUUGAACAUGCAGGUGAAAAACCCUUCCGGUGUUCAGACUGUGGGAAAUGUUUCAAUCGGACCUCCAACCUCCUUAUCCAUCAGAGGAUACACACAAAAGAGAAACCCUACAAGUGCCUUGAAUGUGGGAGAAACUUCAGUUACAGCUCAGUUCUUAUCAGGCACCAAAGAGUGCAUUCCUCUGAGAAGCCUUUUAAAUGCUUGGACUGUGGAGAAGGUUUCCAUGCGAACACAAGCCUUCUCACACACCAGAGGAUACAUACAGGAGAGAAACACUAUUCAUGUUCGGAGUGUGGGAAAAGCUUCAGGUGGAUAUCACAUUUAAAUAGGCAUCAGAAGAUCCACACUGUAGAAAAGUCUUAGGGGGAGGGGGGGGAACCACACUUAGAAUAACAGAGUUGGAAGGGACUUUGAAGGUCUUCUAGUCCAACCCCCUGCUUAGGCAGGAAGCCCUACACCAGGGAUAACCAGA